Lepisosteus oculatus (spotted gar) is the source of this 2147-nucleotide messenger RNA. RefSeq names its product mitochondrial transcription termination factor 3 (gene mterf3). Gene Ontology annotation, cellular component: mitochondrion. Gene Ontology annotation, biological process: mitochondrial ribosome assembly; regulation of DNA-templated transcription; mitochondrial transcription. Gene Ontology annotation, molecular function: double-stranded DNA binding. The record is from RefSeq and is a predicted model, not a curated record. NCBI's taxonomy places the organism in Eukaryota, Metazoa, Chordata, Actinopteri, Semionotiformes, Lepisosteidae.
AUGAACCGUUAACUGCGAUUCUGUUCACGACUUCGUUUGCAGUAAACGAAUCAACUAUUACAGUGUUUUUCAUCCUUGUUUUUUUAAAUAGGAGCUACGCAGCGCAGCUGGAGCCUCGCGGCGCUGCAGCGCUUCCAGCUGCCCCCUCCCGCGACCGAGACGGACCGCUGGCCGGGGGCGAAGCUGGUCGCUCACCUGGUGAAGGCGAAGUACAUCAGGCUGACGACGGUGAAGGAAUUGCGUUAUGGUUUUUGCGAGUCUGCAACUCUGCCGAAGAUGUUUGGCUCUGCAGAUGAGAAGUCUUUCAUCGGGGCUGCGCAGCACAAGGGCCGGGCAGACCCCAGUUCUACAGGACAGUGCCUUCAGCUCUGGGCGGUGGAGGUUCAGAGGUCAUAGGCUCUGUACCACAGCGCAGCCCAACAGCGGGAACGAGGCUGUAGCAGGUUCCGUGGGAAACUGGUUGGUUCCUUUUAACCACAGUCACCACCAGGGAGAAGUGAAGCCGAAUUCAAUCCCCGAGAGUCAGUGCGCGGAACUGGAGGCGGCCCCGCCCCUGUCUCCGUUCGCGGAGCUGAGCGAGGACGACGCCGUGCAGAUCAGUGUGCACCCGGUACUGCCGGCGGUGUCCGUCACGCUGAGGGACUAUGUGGACCAAUCUGAGACGCUCAGCAAACUUGUUCUCCUGGGUGUUGACCUUUCCAAACUGGAGCAGCGCCCGAAUGUCGCGAACAUGCUGCUGCGCUUGGAUUUCGACGCCGAUGUGAAGGAAAGGCUGCUGUUUCUCAAAGAAGUGGGCGUGGAGGAAACAAAACUCGGGCCCUUCCUCACAAAGAACCCCUUCAUCCUCACAGAGAGCAUGGAAAAGCUGCAGGCGAGGGUAUCAUACCUGAAGGUCAAGAAGUUCAGCAGCGAAGCAAUUGCUAGAAUGGUGUCUGAGGCGCCUUUUCUGUUGAACUUCAGUGUGGAAAGGUUGGACAACAGGUUGGGCUUCUUCCAGAAACAGCUUGGGCUGAACGUGCAGAAGACACGGGAUCUUGUAACCCGUCUUCCACGGUUAUUGUGUGGGAGUUUGGAGCCAGUGAAAGAAAACCUCAAAGUGUGCAAAAUCGAGUUGGGGUUUCAGGAAAAUGAAAUUCAACACAUUGUUACCAGAGUUCCGAAGCUUUUAACAGCUAACAAGAAGAAACUUACAGGAAUCUUUGACUACCUACAUAACACAAUGGGAAUUCCUCAUUCGCUGAUUGUCAAAUUCCCUCAGGUUUUUAACGCUAAACUGCUGAGAAUCAAAGAGAGACAUUUGUUCCUGAAACAGCUGGGCAGAGCCCAGUAUGAUCCUGCUGAACCCAACUAUGUCUCAUUGGACAGGCUGGUCUCUCUCCCUGAUGAGGAGUUCUGCACAGCGGUUGCCAUGGCAUCACUGGAGGACUUUGAAAUGUUUCAAAAGACACUUUAACUGCAAAAUACUUUUUUUAUUUAGCCGUCCUUCCCUUCUUUCACAUCCAGUUACACUCAUCUAGGUAUAUGUCUUCACAUGAGAAAGGCUACAGAUUAGAGGAGAUCAUAUGGCCCAUGGUGCUUGUCUGGCUACUAGUAGUGCCAUGUUCCAGGAUAUUAUAUGCAUCUGUCUUUUCUCACAAUCUGGCUUCAGUGGAGGAGGUGAAGCUUGGGAGUUCAUAUUAGACUCCAACAAUCCAUCUAUUUUCUAAGCAUCCAAUACAGCAAUACAGCCUAGACCAACAAGCAGCAGGCAUGAGGCAGGAUAAACCCUGGAUGCUAGCCUAUCACAGGGUACACACACGUACAGACACACUUGCACCAUAGCCAGUUUUAGCCAGAAGCCAAUUAACCUAGGGUACCAAUAUGUCUUCACAAAUGGAAAGUAGGUUUUAGGCUAUUCAACACUAUUCAAGACCAAAAACGAGGAGACAAUGUUUUACACAGAGGAUCCCCACAAUCCUUUAAAUAACAUACCAAAAAUCAGAAAUGUUUAUUACAAUGAACUUUCACAAAAAUAAUAGAAACCCCUAACCAUUUUUUGAUGUCUCUAGUUUUUGUGUCAUGUUUCUUUACUCAGUUGUAUAUUUUUUUUUUGUGGUUGAGUUUAUUCUAUGCUGAUUUGCAAUUAAAAGAUAAACAUCUGUGUAAAA